Molecule: messenger RNA, 1244 nt
Organism: Polyodon spathula (Mississippi paddlefish)
Lineage: Eukaryota; Metazoa; Chordata; Actinopteri; Acipenseriformes; Polyodontidae
Product: THAP domain-containing protein 5-like
Exons: 2
Coding region: 51-1046 (331 amino acids)
Cellular component (GO): nucleus
Source: RefSeq, a predicted model, not a curated record
AAAGGUUUCCACUGCAAGAUAAAGAAAGGCUUCAGAAAUGGACAGUGAACAUGAAACGAGGAGUGUGGCUCCCCAGUAAACAUCAGUAUUUAUGUAGUGAUCAUUUCACUCCAGACUCCUUUGAUGUGCGCUGGGGUAUACGGUAUCUGAAGCACAGUGCUGUACCUACAGUUUUUGCAUUCUCGCAUGAUCGGCAUGGCUCACAAGCAGUACAGGAGGAAUGGUCUAGGCCACAUACAAGAAAGAAAAAAGCAGUGCCAAAGGAAAAGGCAGCUGAUAGCAAUGACAUAAAUACAUUUGUCAAACCUUCUCCUUCAACGAAGAAAAAAUCUUUGCUUUUAAAAAAGCAAGAUGAAACAGAAAAAGCAGCCAGCCCUCAAAUUGAAUAUGUUGAAAAGGAAAACUCAGAGACAGCUUACUCUGUGGAAUCAGAACAAAACUGCCAAAAGGAAAACAUAAAACUAAAUGACCAGGAAGGUGCACAUUCUUCUGAGAUACUUAACACAAAUGCUUCAGCUGUAGACACCACAAACAAUCCACAAGAUGCAAAAGAAGAGCUGAAGGAAAAGUUCAUAUCGGUCAAGUCUGAUCCCCCAUCUGAGAAUGAGUCCACUGAAAAGCAGCUUGAUUCAACGUCUCCAAUCACCUGGGAGUCUGAUGGAAACCGAGCUCCAUAUCACUCUGUUGAACCAACGAAUGAAACUUUAAAUACAGACACCAUUACACGUCCUGUUGGGCAUAAUGAAGAAAUCUGUGCUUUAGUUGAACCACCUGAUACACAGCAGUGCACUGAUGCAGAUCACAUCUUUUUUUCUGAACAUUCGUAUUGCAGACAGGACACUGACAAGGAGCAUCUAUGGAAAAAAAUUGCCAGUCUGCAUGAAAAGAUAACAGAGCUGGAGAAAAACGAAGAGAGAACAGUAGCUAAACUUAACUCACUUGCUAAUCUUAUUACACAUUUAAAGCAGGAGAAUAUUGUUUCUGAAGAGAAGUUGAAGGUUUUGGAAAACUAUUUUACAACGCUUGAGUUUUCUGUGGUGCAAUGAUUUGAAGCAGGAUACCACUGCAUGUUUAAGCAGUGUCCUGUAAGUUGAAAAAGUGAUGAAAUAUCAUUGGAAAUUAAGUUUAGCUGCUUGAUGGUAUUGCAAGCAUUACAUUUCGUACAACUGAAAUGGGUUAUAGCUAAUGCAAUAAUUCUAUUAGUCAUACUUGUUUCCUGAACUUUGAUUUGCUAUUUAAGUCAU